GUUGUAUUUGCGUGUACUCAUUGAAUGGAGCGGUCUUAACUUUGGACCACGCUUUGCGGUUAUUAUUGAGGUCCGCCCUCUCCUUAUUUAGGUGAAGAUGUUGCAAUACAAGCAAUUUGUCAGAGAUUACGAAUAGCUAAUCUUUCCAGCAAUUGUAAUCUUUGCAAAGUAAUCUUGUUCUUCUGUCCACAUCCUUUGUUAGACCGGCUUCCAAUUAUGAACAUACCAUGGACGAAACAAGAGGCCACAGUGAUCAUCCUUUGCCUCAUCUCCCUGUUCACGAGGGCAUCACUAGGAAAGAAAAUCACUUUGCAAUCUUCCAAGGGCCAAGAUCCAAUGAUGGCAUCUGAACAGGUAGGACCAUCUGGGAAAAUUUUACCAGCAGCAUCCUAUGACAAGUCCUCAUCUAUGUGGCGGGAUACGACGUUUACCAUGCCAACAACACCAGCCCAACGUAAACGAGAUCAACGGCCACCCAAGCAAAGUCUGUUGCCCAGGGAGAAGAAGCCAAACAUCAUACUCAUUUUGACUGAUGACCAAGAUAUUGAGCUUGGUUCAAUGGGCUUUAUGCCAAAGACACUGCAGAUUCUUGGUGAGGGAGGCGCCCAUUUCCCGCAGGCUUACGUUUCCACUCCAAUGUGCUGCCCUUCACGAAGCUCUAUGCUCACGGGCCUUUAUGCUCACAACCAUCAUGUGCUCACGAACAGUGAUAACUGCUCCUCGCCCCAGUGGCAGCAGGAGUUCGAGUCUCGCUCAUUUGCUACGUACCUGAGUGCAGCAGGCUAUCGAACAGCCUACUUUGGCAAGUACCUGAAUGAAUACAAUGGCAACCACAUUCCAACCGGCUGGCGGGAAUGGGCCGCUCUAGUCCGCAACUCGCGCUUCUACAACUACACUGUCAAUGUCAACGGCCACAAGCGCAAGCAUGGCCUGGACUAUGUUCGCGACUACUAUCCUGACCUGGUGACGAAUGACAGUGUGGCUUUCCUGCGCCAGUCCAAGCAACUGUUUCCAAAUCGCCCAGUGAUGAUGGUUGUCUCCUAUCCGUCCCCGCAUGGACCAGAGGACUCAGCACCCCAGUACCAACAUCUUUUUCAUAAUAUCACGACACACAGGACACCAAGCUGGAAUUAUGCUCCAAACAUGGACAAACAGUGGCUAUUGCGUUACACUGGCCAGAUGGAGCCGAUUCACAUCAAAUUUACUGAUAUGCUUCAUACAAAGCGGCUCCAGACUUUGCAAACUAUCGAUGAUGCUGUGGAAAAGCUGUACAAUGAACUGUUAAGCUUAGGGGAGCUGAACAACACCUACAUUUUCUACACGUCUGAUCAUGGCUAUCACCUUGGCCAGUUUGGCCUUGUGAAAGGAAAAUCGAUGCCUUUUGAAUUUGACAUUCGGGUACCCUUCUAUGUCAGGGGGCCGAAGGUACCUCCAGCAACAAGGUUAAAAGAUAUUGUACUGAAUAUUGAUUUAGCACCAACCUUUCUAGAUAUUGCUGGCAUUGAUGUUCCGGAGCAUAUGGACGGCAAGUCGAUAUUUCCCAUCUUGGAAGAUGCCUUCGAUUCCGUGAGAAGUGGCCACAGGCGAACUGAGAUAAAACGGAGGAAAUCAUGGCGAGACAGCUUUCUGAUUGAAAGAGGCAAAGUGUCGAAGGACCACAUGUAUGAUGGAACCUACAACUCGACCAAGGAGCGCAACCUGCACGUGAAGUGUAUGUCUGGCAGACACCCUUCGCCAUGUCAGCCACAUCAGAAAUGGGAGUGCAUUCACGAUGGCAGGCGUUGGCACAUGCGCCGUUGCAAGCACCAGCGGCUCCACCACCGUAAAACCUGUGUCUGCAAGGAGCACAAUGAGGACCACUUGCCUGAAGUGGACGUUGGUGAGAUUCCAGUGCCGAGCGGGGUCAAGCUGAAGAAGCCCAAGGAACAUCGCCACCAUCACCACCACGGUCAGCAUUCGCACACCGUCCAAGAGCUACCCCCUGCUACGUCGUCUGCAAGCCAGACUAUGCUUGCUGCCCAUCGCCUGGAGCCACCUACUAACUCCCAGCUCACGCCAGAAGAACGCAAGCAGCAACGGAAGUUUCUUCGAGAGCAUGUGAAGCAGUCCUUCAGGCCUGUCUUCAUGGCGGUCCGGUUGAAGCGCCACGCAGAUGCAGUGACAGAAGGCUUUGACCUGACAGACGACAAGGCUGUAUCUGCUUUUCUGAGGGCAACAGCAGAUGAGCUGCUUGAAGAGGAGAUGAAGUUGCUAGCACAUACCAACGGCAGUGGAGACCAGUCGUGGGGAGGUGCCCUGGGUGACGAGCCAGUUCCCAAACGCAACGGCAGCAGCCAGUGCAGUCCCAGUGAACGCUGGUGCGUUGUUGCCGGGGAAGGAAUUGGUGGUGGUAGUGGCAAUAGGCAAGAUGGCAGGCCGGCGCGGCCUAACCACAACGCCAAGCGGCUGUGGCGUCAGAAGAAGGAGCACAUUGACGCUCUCAUCCGUCGACUGCGACAGAAGCUAGAACAGCUCAAAGGGCUGCGGAGGACUCUCAAGAAGCAUAAGACUAAGCACCGCCAUCACAAGCACCUGCUGCCAUUGCCGACUGAGGUCCCCCUCGUGACGGCAAGAGGAGGCAGGGCGAGGGACAUCGAAGAAGGUGAUGAUGACGAAGGCGAUGACAGAGAAUACGAGGAGGAAGUCUCCAUGCCAAGGCAGUGCCAAUGUGCUAACGGCCAGCGGGGCACUCUUGUAAAGGACAGCCAAGAAGAUCUCGGUAGUGAGCAUGCAAGGACCAAGGAAGAGAAACUGAGGCGUAAGGAGCGAAAAUUUCGCCGCAAGUCAAAGUUCCAAAACACGACGUGCAACCUCGAGAAAAUGAACUGCUUCACCCACGACAACAACCACUGGAAGACUGCACCCCUGUGGACAUAUGGUCCAUUUUGUUUCUGCCAGAAUGCCAACAACAACACAUUUUGGUGCCUGCGAACGAUCAAUGAGACGCACAAUUUUCUAUACUGUGAAUUCGUCACUGGCUUCAUUACUUUCUACGACAUGAGAACUGAUCCUUAUCAGUUGCGAAAUGCAGUCCACGAUUUGUCGACGCAGGAGGUUCAAGAGCUACACAACUCUCUUGAAAGAUUAAAAAGGUGCAAAGGCUCUCGAGAGUGUCACUUGAAGUACAGACCAGAGGGACGACGAGAUUUUCCUGGAUCCGUUCGUACGAAGCAUGAUAGGCAUUGGAAAAGUAGUCGUCCUGAAUGAUAGAGUGGAUGUCUGACUGCUACUUCACACAAUAUGGAAUUCUUCUCUGCGUCUCCUGCCAAGGAAAUGCGCACGAAGGACAUCUCAAGCCACCCUAUAGAUGACACGUCAGAAGUUCCUGCAGCCAAUCUUUUCUUGCUGCCCUACUUUUUGCAUUUGUGUCUUUUGCACAAACUCUGCAUUUACUAUCUUUCUUUCCCGAACAAACUCUAGUGCACCUCACACAUAGCAUGCAUUAUGUGCAUGUGUAAGGGUCCCAGUUCUUUUUUUGCGUUCUUAACGUGGUGCAACUGUAAUGCAGGGCUGGGCCAUCACAGUCCAGUUAUUCUGGCCGUGCAUAAAUCCACACGGUCCCUUGGAACCAAAAGAGUGAACAUUUUUGUUUUCAAUUGUACAUUACUUGCUCACGGAUGUGCAUCAUGCCCCAGGUGCCCAUCUAGAACUGGCACUCUCACUGUCGCCACUGCUCGGGCUGUGUUUGGCAGCACACUCAUGGAUGCAGUCGUCACUCGUGCCAUCUGUGUUAUCAGAUAUGUCUGUGAAUUCAAAGCUUUUUACAACGAUGUAUGAAAACACCAUAGUCCACAUGCUCAGAAUCGGGGACAAUCUGCAACGAUGACUUUGUUAAAUUUUUCCAAAUUUUGUGCUGCCAAGUUAGGGGUGCAGCUCUUAUACAAGUUCGGCCCCUACUCGAGUGUAUACAGCACAUUUCCGUAACUGCAACAAAAGAAGGUCUGGUUGACCCUAAAGAAGAUAAAUACUAUUCCAAGUUCAAGGAAGAAAAGUUCUGAAGUACUGAAACAUGGGUGCAUUUUGAAUUUCAUUCUAAAUGAGCUGUCAAACCUGCAAGAAGCAUCAUCUAGGAACUGCCUAGGUGGCGUCCUGUAAAACCAGUAAGAGCCAUCUAGGAGGCACAUUUGGUAAACUGGAAUAAGCAUGCGCUUGGCUUUCUCUCUCUCGAACCGAAUUGCAAAAUUAUUUAGUGGAGGAGUGGGAAUUGCUGAAUUGAUAGUGCUGCCAUGUUUUAUUGUAGUUCCAAAGGAUACUCUGAAGAAACAUUUGGACUAGUGCACUCUUGAUUUAGAAUUGUGGAUUUUUCCGGCUGUAAUAUUUUCACUUAGACUUGGCAAGUUUCUGUGGUGUCAGGGACAUUGUUGCUAUAAUUUCUUGUUUCGUAUUUGAACCGCGCAAGUCUCUUCAGUUCACAAAAGUGGUGACCUCCUGCUGUCGUCUUGAGGACAGUAUGUGUCUUCUCGCUGAUUACCUGUUAGCCUAAAACUUUUGUAAAUCACAUUUGCUUUUGCUUUGUUAUAGUCUCUCCAGCUAUUUUAAUUAUUAUAUAUACUAUAUGUAUUAGUCAAAAGUAGUUCUUAUGGCCUAGCUUGGAUGUGUGGCCAGCAUAAAACUAGAUUUUGUUAGGUGCUUUCUUAUUUGUUGUGUAUAAUUUCUGUUGGAGAUGUAUUUUUGGGCUAUUUUUAUUAGUACUUUUUCAGUGUCUCACAGCCUUAUUGCUGAAUCUCACAUUGUUUUCUUUCUAGAAUUUCUUUUUGAUAGACUGCAAACUGUGUUUUAUACUUGGUAUGGAGCUGUUGCUCCAAAAUAUGUUUUGCUAUCUUCUUAUUUUGGAUUUAAGCUUUUGAUAGAUGUAUAUAUACACAUAUGUACUAUGAAUACAAAUCGGUCAUGCUUAGCACUGGAACAAUUUUGUUAUCUAUUUACAUUGCAAAACCUUUUAUUCUGCGAUGCCUAUUUAUCAAUGACAUAUUUUACUAUGUUGUAUUGUUGCGUCGUUUGCUAUCUGUUGAUUUGUGUGCAUCAUAGAUUGCUCAUGCAACUGCUUUAACCGUGUGAAAAAUGUACAUAAUUAUUUGUUCUUAAGCAAUUGUUGAGGGUAGCCGUGUGAAAUAUUGUGCAAAUGAUAGUUAGACUUCAGUGCGAGUACCAAGGACGUUUACUUCUUGGAAGUGCUUGUAUGAAUAGGAAGCCUGUCUGAAACAAAUGCGACUGCCAUGUUAGUCAGUCUUGUGCUUAAUUAUGCACAAGUACUUUGUAGCAUACUUGCCUUGGCACCAACCACGCAGAGGAUCUAGAAUACUGUGUAGUGCUUUCUGCAAAUGCUUCUUUUUGGUUGUGUAACGUAGUUUCGAGGUUGUGUUGGUUGUAUAGAAAUAGAACUAGGGAAUUAUUUGUAAUGUGCUUGGCACAUUACUUACUUGUCUAUUUGCUUUUUUUUGUAGGUUUGUGUUGAUUUAGGUUCCCUUAAUGUCUUCAAUAGUGCAUUGUGCUUGGUAUAUUGUAUAAUAGUACAGGCAUUGCAAAAAUUUGUCCUAAAUGAACACUAAAGGCAAAUAUUAAGUUGAUGUGGACUAUUAAAAUACUAUUCCAGAAACUUCGCAGCGCUCAUUUCAUACCAAGAAAAGACUUAGUUUAUGAGAAAAUUGUUUCAAAAGAGUCGGCAUGCCUUUAGCACAAUUCAAAAUAUUCACACUCCCUGCUUUGGGGCAGGGAGUGUUGACGUUGCAUAUGCCAUCACCGCCCUUUAGUGACGUUGGGGAGUAAAACAGCGCCCGACAGACAGCAGUACUGUUUUCUGUGUAACACAGAUGUGCGGCCAUGGAGAAACUGAGCCAAGAUAUAGAGUGUGGAUUCGCCGGUGCAUCUACUCUUGGUCAAGUGGCUUGGACUGUUUGGAAAUCCGGUGACAUCACUUGAAAGUGGCAUUCUCUACUACUUGCACUUUGAGUUUCAUGAGCCAGUAAAACCAGCUCAGCAGCAUGCAAUAAUGAAACUACUGAAACACGAAAGCAGGGUGGUGCAGAAUGUAGCAAACAAAGCCUUUUGACCACCUGCAUCAUUGUCAAUGUCGAGUUCUUUUUUCUAGAAAUCAAAUAGAACUGUACACGUAAUGUUUUCUUCAAUCUUAUAACCUUUUACAAUGAUUUUUUUAUUACAAGGGGUGAGUACUAGUAACAGAAUUAUGAGGAGUGUCUCUAUAAUCAGGCUAGUACUUGAAUGUUCAAGGAGAGUCUCAUUGUAUCCUGCAUUUACCUCAAUUUCUCAAUUACCAAAUCUCUGUUUGGGAUAAUAUUGACGUUCUUGGGCACUAAUUUAUCACAUUAACUUAACGUUUGCCUUUGGUGUCCCUUUAACGAUAACUUGUGAUGCAACUGUUAGGGGUCACAAGCUGCACUUGUUGCUUUGUGUAUUAUGGCCUAGAUAAAAUAACUGUUUCGCUCUUUA
Messenger RNA from Dermacentor albipictus, 6486 nucleotides. It is a transcript of the gene Sulf1, whose product is annotated as Extracellular sulfatase Sulf1. The record is from RefSeq and is a predicted model, not a curated record. NCBI's taxonomy places the organism in Eukaryota, Metazoa, Arthropoda, Arachnida, Ixodida, Ixodidae. Gene Ontology annotation, molecular function: N-acetylglucosamine-6-sulfatase activity; glycosaminoglycan binding.